This is a messenger RNA of Labrus bergylta (ballan wrasse), 2205 nucleotides long. It is a transcript of the gene rassf8b, whose product is annotated as Ras association domain family member 8b. Lineage: Eukaryota; Metazoa; Chordata; Actinopteri; Labriformes; Labridae. The record is from RefSeq and is a predicted model, not a curated record. Gene Ontology annotation, biological process: signal transduction.
ACGUAAUUUACAACCCGCUCUGAGAUCUGUCCCCCCCUCCUCAGUGACAGGCAGAGCAGCGGGCUAGCAGGCUGGAGCAGCAGAUGUUGAAAACUGCUCCCAUGUCGGAGGUCCAGUAACCGGACGGGAGGCAUGUUUACUUGUUUACAUGUUUACAUCCACGCGGCUUUCAGAGGCGGGGAUGUGCGCGCGCCGUCAACUCUGCUGUUGCUGCGGGCGCGUGAGCAGCUCGGAAUAAACGAGACCCUCUGACAAGUGGAAAAUACUGGAUUCUAUUCCUGAAAGAAAUAUCGAGCCAACAGUAGAUAUUUAAAUGUCAAGAAAUAAAGGGAUCCGCGGAGAAAAGGAUGGACAGUUAAACAUUACUAGUAACCCUGUAUGGUGUGGAGGAAUGAGGGCCUCUGGAUGAAGGCCAUGGAGCUGAAAGUGUGGGUGGAUGGAGUCCAGCGCAUCGUGUGCGGGGUCACAGAGUUCACCACAUGCCAGGAGGUAGUCAUUGCUUUGGCUCAAGCCAUUGGACGAACUGGCAGGUACACCUUGAUCGAAAAAUGGCGCGAAACAGAACGUCACCUGGCCCCGCAUGAGAACCCUGUGGUAUCCCUCAACAAGUGGGGUCAGUAUGCCAGCGACGUCCAGCUCAUCCUUCAACGGACCGGCCCCUCUGUCAGUGAGCGGCCGACGUCUGACGGGCAGUCUCGCGUCCCAGAGCGGAGCUUCUACCGGCAGAGCCUACCUCCAUUGGCCAAGCUCCGCCCAUUAGGGACAGACCGCUCGCUCAAAAGAAGGGAACCCAAGCGCAAGUCUCUGACCUUUACUGGAGGGGCAAAGGGUCUGAGGGACAUAUUUGGGAAAGUCAGAGAUGCUGAAGCCAAACAGAGCCAGCAGCGUGGUGUGAGUCUCAAUCUGAACAGGGUUGGAGGUGUUGGAGUAGCGUCCGUACCUGGGAGUCCAUCCAGAGAGCUGAGGCGGUUGGUGCAGCUGCAGAGAGACAAAGUUCAGGCCCUGGAGAGUCGUCUGCUGGGCUGCAAGGCAGAGCUGCAAGACUGGGAGGAGGCCACCGGCGAGUCCAAUGAAGAGGCACAUUUAGAAGAGGAGCUGCUGCUUUUAGAACAGCAGGUGAGGAGGAACGAUGCAGAGAUGGAGGAGGAGGAAUUCUGGCAGAACGAGCUGCAGAUCGAGCAGGAGAGCGAGCGACAACUCCGGCAACAGCUCGCCGAGCUGCAGGGUGGCGUGCGCGACUGUGAGGCCAAGCUCUCAGAGUACUUAACACGCAUACAGAGUAUGGAGGCAGGUCUCCAACAGGAGCAGCAGUUGCAGGAGGCGGAGCUUAACCAGAAGGUCAAUGAGGAGGAGGUGCAAUCACAGCUGGAGAAAAUGAGCACAGAGCUGGAAAAGCAGAGCCAACACACGGCCCGGCUGGAGAGCAGCUGCAAGGCGUUGGAACGCUCACUUGGCCAGUCCAGCAAGAGAUUACAGGAAAAAGAGCAGGAGCUGGAGCAGCUGACAAAAGAGCUCCGACAGGUCAACCUGCAGCAGUUCAUUCAGCAGACUGGUACCAAGGUCACCGUGUUGCCCGCUCUGCCUGCAGGAGAAAACAACAAAGAAGUGGAGUCUGGUUCUCUGAAGCGACUUGGCUCUUCUCGGCUUUUGCCCAGCGACCUCCGCGCUCUUCAAAGCACCAUGUCCUCCAGCCUCAACCCCGAGGGCAUCUACGUUUGAUCCUUAAAAAGACUGUUCAGCCUGCAGCGUGAUUGGAUGUUACCAGGACCUCAAACUUAACUUCACAAACUGCUGAAAAGAAAAAGUGAGGACGAUGUUAAAACAUCUUAAGGAUGAAGACAGUUCUGAGAGAAAGACUUUCAUAUGUUUUGCUUCUUUUUCCAUCUUUGAAGGACAGAGACUCAAACUGAUGCCAGUAUUCAUCAUAAAAUCACUCUCAAGUCUACAAAAGCUCCAUUUUAACAGUUCAAAACAAAUACAAGCUAGCAGAACUAUUGUUGUCAAACAGUGCAGAUUCACUUAAUUUUGAUGUUGGUUAAUCUUCAUUUCAUUUAUUAAAGGUCACAUUUGAUGCAUAUUAUGCAUGUUUUUCUAACAGGAAUAUGUGUAUAUGAAAGUCAAGACCAUCUCCUUCCAGAGAGGGGGCGUGGUCAGAUACAGCUCAUUUACAUAUUUAAAGGUACAGACACACAAACAGCCUGUUCU